Messenger RNA from Apis cerana (Asiatic honeybee), 3986 nucleotides. RefSeq names its product 3'-5' RNA helicase YTHDC2. Lineage: Eukaryota; Metazoa; Arthropoda; Insecta; Hymenoptera; Apidae. Gene Ontology annotation, molecular function: ATP binding; protein binding; helicase activity. Gene Ontology annotation, cellular component: intracellular anatomical structure. The record is from RefSeq and is a predicted model, not a curated record.
AGGGAGUAUUUCUCAUAAUCAAAAGGGACGUAAAUAUUAUUUGCUGUGUUUAUUACAGGUCAUCAUUCAGAUAUGGCGUGUUUUUAUUAAAAAUAAUUCUCAGAAAUUUCUACGAAUAUUACAAUAUACAUAUGUAGUUAUAAAUUUAAUAUUUCGAAUAGAUAAAUAGCUAUACUUACUUUAAUAAUUAACUAUUUAAACAUCAUAUAUUAAUAUAAUUCAUGUACAUUUAUAGGAUCAUCAAAAUUAUAUAUACUUAUUAGAUAUAUACAAUGCCACGUAGAAAUCGUCAUAAGAAAACCCCUCUUAUUGGGGAAGAUACUAGAAUUGCAGUAAAUUUAACAUUAAAAAAGUUAUUAGAAACUCCUGAUCAGAAAGAAUUAGAAUUUCCAUCUUCAUAUACUGCAGAGGAAAGAGCUUAUAUUCAUAAAUUAGCAUAUGAACUUGGAUUAAAAUCUAAAAGUAGAGGUAAAGGUACAAAUCGUUUUUUAACUGUGUACAAAAGAGAAGGUUCAACUAUAGUUCAAGCUGAUGCUGUAAUAAAAUUACAAAAAUCAUCAAGACAAAGUAUAUAUAAUUUAUUACAAGCUUUUCCAUUAAAUCAUAAAGAAUGUCAAGAUUUAUUACCACCAAUUGAAAGAGAACGACCUCCUAAUACAGAUGUUUCAGUAAAUACAAAUACAAAAGCAAUGGGAAGAUUAAAUAAUAGUGUGCCUCAAAUACCACAAUUGAAAACUAAUUUUGAUGUAUUGAAUUAUCGCAAAGCUCUUCCAAUUUUUAACUUUAGAGAAGAUAUUCUUGAUGCAUUAAAUAAUAAUCAAGUAGUUAUAAUAGGAGGUGAAACAGGUAGUGGUAAAACUACUCAAGUCCCUCAAUUUAUUCUUGAACAUUGCCAACAAAGACAACAACCUUGCAGAAUUAUUUGUACUCAACCAAGAAGACUGUCAGCUGUUUCAGUAGCUGAAAGAGUAGCAUUUGAAAGAGAUGAAAAAAUUGGUCAAACAUUUGGUUAUCAAAUAAGACUUGAAAGUAGAGUUGCUCCAAAAACUCUUUUAACAUAUUGCACAAAUGGUGUACUUCUUAGAACACUUAUGGCAGGUGAUUCUGCUCUGAGUACUGUCACGCAUGUCAUUGUAGAUGAAGUUCAUGAACGUGAUAGAUUUUGUGAUUUUCUUUUAAUAGCUUUAAAAGAUGCAUUACAAAAACAUAAAUCUCUUAAACUUGUACUUAUGAGCGCCACAUUAGAUGUUAACAUUUUUGUAAAAUAUUUUAACAAAUGCGCAGUUAUAAAUGUUUUGGGUAGAUCAUAUGAUGUUGACACAUAUUUUCUUGAAGAUGUCUUAAAAAUGACAGGUUAUAUGACAAAAGAAAUGCUUUCAAAAAGAAAAGAGUUUAUGAAUAAGAAAGAUCAACAUAAAAUUUUAGAAACCUGGACUCAAUAUAAACCUCAACAAUCAGGAUCAAAUGCUAUGAAUGAAAGAUGCAUAUUACCUGCACCAAUAUUAGCACAACAAAAUGAACCAGUUCCAGAAAAAGUAAAAUUAGAACCAUGGUUAGCAGAAGAAAUGGAUAAAAGUAUUUCGGAUGCAUGGUUACGUGGAGGCGAAGAUAAUUUUGCACAACUUUUAUAUUUCAUACUUUCCGAAAAUGUCUCAGUAGAUUAUCAACAUUCCACAACACUUGUAACUCCGCUUAUGGUAGCUGCAGGUAAAGGAUGUAUAAAUACUACUGAACAGCUUUUAAAUUUAGGUGCAAAUUUAAAUCUACGAGCAGCCAAUGAAUGGACUGCAUUAGAUUGGGCAAAAAAUAUGAAUCAAACUGAAUGUGCUGAAUUAAUAGAAGCAUAUAUGAAAACUUAUGAUUGCAUAGUACAGGAUGAAACAAAAGCACAUGCUAAAGAUAUUUCACUUCCAGAAGAAGAUAAAUUUUUAUUAGAUGUGUAUCAACAUACAUUUAAUGAUGAUAAAAUCAAUUAUGAUCUUCUUUUACAUUUAAUUUUGCACAUUCAUUUAAAGAUGCCUCCUGGUUCUCUUUUAGUAUUCUUGCCAGGAUAUGAUGAUAUUGUAACUAUGAGGGAAAAAAUAAAUAAUGAAGAAAAAGAAAUGAAUAAGGGUUUACGCUAUAAUUUAUAUGUACUUCAUUCAAAUAUGCAAACAUGUGAUCAGAAAAAAGUGUUUAAACCAAGUUCUGUAGGAACUCGUAAAAUUAUUCUUUCAACAAAUAUAGCUGAAACAAGUAUUACAAUUGAUGAUGUAGUAUAUGUUAUUGAUUCGGGAAAAGUCAAAGAAAAAUCAUUUGAUGCAUUAUCAGGAGUAUGUACACUUAAAUCUAAUUGGAUUUCUCAAGCUUGUGCAAAACAACGUAAAGGUAGAGCUGGAAGAUGUAGAAAAGGCAUUUGUUAUCGCUUAUUUUCGUCAGUUCGAUAUAAUAGCAUGGAGCCUUAUCAAACUCCUGAAAUUUUAAGAUCACCACUACAAGAAUUAUGUUUGUACACAAAACAUUUAGCUGCAGGAAAUACACCUAUUGCCGAAUUUUUAGAUCGAGCAUUAGAACCACCUUCUAAUGUAGUAACAAGAAAUGCAGUUCAAUUAUUAAAAACUAUUGAUGCAUUAGAUCCAUGGGAAGAUCUUACUGAAUUAGGAAGUCAUUUACUUGAUUUACCAAUUGAACCACGACUUGGAAAAAUGUUAUUAUAUGCUGUUGUUUUGAAAUGUUUAGACCCAGUCUUAACAAUUGUAUGUAGUUUAGCAUACAAAGAUCCAUUUGUAUUACCGUUUCAACCAUCACAAAAACGAGCUGCAACCGCUGCUCGUAAGAGAUUUGCAACCAAUACAUACUCUGAUCAUAUGGCAGUUUUACGUGCUUUCCAAGGUUGGCAAAAUGCACGUGCAGGUGGAAAAGAACGCAUAUUUUGCGAACAAAAUUUUAUUUCUGCUGCUGUUAUGGAAAUGGUAGUUGGAAUGCGUACCCAACUUCUUGGUCAACUUCGUGCAUCUGGAUUUGUUAGAGCAAGGGGUCCAGGAGAUAUUAGAGAUUUAAAUUCUAAUUCUGAAAAUUGGGCAGUUGUGAAAGCAGCUUUAACUGCUGGUUUAUAUCCAAAUUUAAUAAGAGUAGACAGAGAACACUUGCAAUUAAGAACACAGAAAGAAGUGAAAGUAUUUUUUCAUCCAUCAUCAACCUUAAGAGAUUAUCCUAAAUCACCAAGAAUGACAUCUACUCAAACGUAUGCAGCUAAUGUAGAAGCUUUACCUUGUGAUUGGUUACUUUAUGAAGAAAUGAGUCGUACAGGACGAUUUUGUCAUGUUAAAAUGGUUACUUUGGUAAAUCCAUUAACAGUAGCUUUGUUUUGUGGACCAGCAAGAUUAUCCGUAGAUGUAAUCUAUGAAGCUGAAUCUGUACCAGAAAGUGAAUCAGAUUCUGAAGUUGAUGAAAGUAAUGAAGGAACAAUCUUUAAACUUGAUGAUUGGGUAGUAUUUAAACUUGAUCCAGAAACUGCCAGAUUUUUUUUACAUCUAAGGCAAAAAUGGAAUGCUUUAUUUUUGAGACGUAUGAAAACGCCGAAUAAAGCUAUGUCACAACUUGAUGAAAAAGUAGUGAGUACUUUAGUGAGUGUAAUUACAAAUGAGGAACAGGCAUGUGGAUUACAACAGCCAUCUGGUAUUGGUCAAAGACCGCGCCCUUUAAUUGUUGAUUAUUAUCCUGCCAAUGUUAGGAGAACAGAUGAUUUUGUUGAGAGAAAUUUUUAAAAUUGGAUGGAAGAAACAUAUUUUAUUAAAUGUAAAUUAUAAGAGAUAUUUUAUUCUCUUGGUUCCUAUAUGUGAUCACAAAACUCAAAUGAUAUUCCAAUAUCAAUUUAAAUAAAUUUCAUAUCAAUAGAUUGCUUUUGAAUUAGACAGGGUAAAAGAAACGAAUUGCUGAUAUAGAAUAAUUGUUAUUUCAUUAAAAUGUUUUUUCGAUAUCAAUAAAUUUAACAAAUUUUUCCUUUA